Hibiscus syriacus is the source of this 697-nucleotide messenger RNA. Its product is annotated as ethylene-responsive transcription factor 1B-like. Gene Ontology annotation, molecular function: DNA binding; DNA-binding transcription factor activity. Gene Ontology annotation, biological process: regulation of DNA-templated transcription; ethylene-activated signaling pathway. The transcript has a single exon. The record is from RefSeq and is a predicted model, not a curated record. The coding region runs from base 44 to 682 and encodes 212 amino acids. Lineage: Eukaryota; Viridiplantae; Streptophyta; Magnoliopsida; Malvales; Malvaceae.
GUGAAAAACAGAGGAAACUCUUACAUAGACCUUAAAGAACACGAUGGAUUACUUCCUUUUUCACUCCCCGAAUUCGAAUUGUUCAUCGGAAUCCUCGUUGGGGUCAUCGGAGUUUUUCCCGAUGGAUCACAGUUCCCUUCCUUUCAACGAGAAUGACUCCGAGGAGAUGCUUCUGUACGGGCUGCUAGCGGAGGUUAAGCAAGAGACCCCGGAGGUCAGUUCGACGGAGGCGGAAAUCGCGACGAAAGUAAAGGUCUACCGGGGCGUGAGACGGCGACCGUGGGGGAAGUUCGCGGCGGAGAUAAGGGAUUCGACCCGAAACGGGAUAAGGGUUUGGCUCGGAACGUUCGACAGCGCGGAAGCAGCAGCUAUGGCUUACGAUCAGGCCGCUUUUGCGGUGAGAGGCUCGGCGGCGGUGCUCAACUUUCCGGUGGAGAAAGUGAGGGAAUCAUUAAAAGAAAUGAAGUGUAGCCAGGACGAAGGGUGUUCGCCGGUGGUGGCUUUGAAGAGAAAACACUCGAUGAAGAGGAAGAUGACAAGCAGAAGCAAGAGAGAAAGAGACGGCCGCGGCGGCGGCGACGGCAGUGUGAGGAUAAACAAUGAGGUGGUAUUUGAGGACUUGGGGGAUGAUUUUUUGGAGCAACUUCUCACUACUACCGAUCAAGCAGCUACACCUUGGUGAAUCAAAUACAUAUAC